Molecule: messenger RNA, 2775 nt
Organism: Closterium sp. Naga37s-1
Lineage: Eukaryota; Viridiplantae; Streptophyta; Zygnematophyceae; Desmidiales; Closteriaceae
Source: the annotation of a GenBank genome assembly
AUGUUGAGUCGACGGUUAGGAGCGCUGUUCGCGCAGGCGAAGGAAUCGACGGGCAUCGUCGGCCUCGAUGUUGUCCCGAACGCGCGUCAGGUGCUCAUCGGCCUCUACAACCAAACCCUAAGCGCCGUCCAGGUGAUUCCUCAGGAGGCCGUGUACAGGCAGAACGUGGAGGCGCUGACGCGGCACCGGCUGGCGGUGUGCGAGGAGGAGCAGGAAGCGGAGCGGAUCGAAGCGCGCGUGCAAUGCGGACAGGUGGAGGAGCUGAUCGAGCAAGCUAAGGACGAGCUAGAACUGAUUCCUAAAAUGGCUGAGUGGAAGCCAUGGGAGGGCAUGCUCGGCUCGAGAUCGGAUUCCACCUCUGUCCCCCCAGCUUCGCCCCCUUGGUCGUCUUGGCGGCGUUCCUCCGUUGUAACAACACUCGCUUAUAGCACGCCCGUCCCUGCGUCACAAGUGAAGGUUGGAACCGGCUCACCUUCCCCUCUGGGCCCGUCUCUAGUGGAGAAGCGCGCCAAGCUAGACGGCUACAGCCGGCUGCCUGCUCGAGGAACCGUCAACUUUACGCUCUUCUCCAAGCAUGCUACAGCCGUGACCCUCUGCCUCUUCCUGUCCGGCAAGCAGGGCUCGCCUCCUGACCUCGAGAUUUCCCUGGAUCCCAGCAACCAACGAACGGGUGACAUCUGGCAUGCUUCUGUGGAGAACGUGCCUCUCUGUGGCAUGCUGUAUGCUUACAAGGUGGACGGCCCAAAGGGGUGGGGCGAGGGCCACCGAUUCGACCCCUCAUUGUUGCUGCUCGACCCCUACGCACCCCUCGUGGAUGGGAGGAGGAAAUUUGGGGAUGGGAGCCAACGGAUGGCUCAGAUGUACGGCACGUUUGAUUUUGAAUCUGAGCCGUUCGAUUGGGGAGAGGCGGAAGCCAAGAGAACGCCGAUUCCCGAGAAAGACGUGAUUAUAUACGAGAUGAACGUGCGGGCCUACACUGCAGAUCCUUCCAGUGGGGUCGAGGAGGGAAGACGAGGAAGCUACUCGGCUGUUGCGGAUAAGGUGCAACACUUGGUACAGCUGGGAGUGAACGCGGUGGAACUGCUUCCCAUCUUUGAGUAUGACGAGAUGGAGUUCCAGAGGCGCCCCAACCCCCGCGACCACAUGGUGAACACGUGGGGCUACUCCACUGUCAACUUCUUCGCCCCCAUGUCCCGCUUCGCCUCCAACGCUGGUGGGCCCGUGGCAGCAGCGAGGGAGGUGAAGGAGAUGGUGAAAAAGCUGCAUGCGGCGGGGGUGGAGGUGAUACUGGAUGUGGUAUACAACCACACCAACGAGGCUGACGACACGUUUCCCUACACCACCUCGUUUCGAGGGAUUGACAACAAGACAGCAAGGUGCGCUGGCCUGGAAGUCAAAGCAGAGAGGGUGGAAAAGGUUGGAGGUGAAGCGGGAGCACGCAGCAGGGGUGGAGGUGAUAUUGGACGUACUACAUCGUCCAGCCCAACAGCUAUGUGCAACUUGCGAACCACGCCGGGUGUGGUAACAAAUGAGGGCUCACUCCACCCUUCUCUUCCCAACCACGUCUCCCCACCAACCACUCCCUUGAACCCAUUCCCACCCCUCUGUCAGACGUACUACAUCGUCCAGCCCAACAGCUAUGUCCAAUUGGCGAACUACGCCGGGUGUGGUAACACGCUCAACUGCAACCACCCGGUGGUGAUGCAGAUGAUCCUGGAUAGCCUCAGGCACUGGGUGCAGGUGAGAUGGGUGGAUGGGAAGGGGGAAGAUGAGGGUGUUGGACAGGCGUUGAUUGUGGGUGCAUGUGAGAUGAUCCUAGAUAGCCUCAGGCACUGGGUGCAGGUGAGGCUGAGGGGAGGGGCGUACAGAGAGUACAAGAGGGGCCAUAUCGGGUGGGAAUGUGGGGAAGAGUACCAUGUGGAUGGGUUCCGCUUCGACCUCGCCAGUGUCCUGUGCCGAGGCACUGAUGGAGAGCCCCUCACAGCACCAUAUCCAUGCUCAUCCCUUUUCACCCCUGCGUGCCCCUGGUUACCCCUUCCUUCUCCCCUACGCCCUCACCUUCCCCAUCAGGAGUACCACGUGGAUGGGUUCCGCUUUGACCUCGCCAGUGUCCUGUGCCGAGGGACCGAUGGAGAGCCCCUCACAGCGCCUCCUCUCAUUCGGGCCAUUGCCAAGGACGAGGCCAUUGCCAAAGACGAGGUGCUAUCUAAGUGCAAGCUGAUCGCAGAGCCGUGGGACUGUGGGGGACUCUACCAAGUGGGAAGCUUUCCCAACUGGGACAGGUGGCCAGAGCGGAACGGCAAGUAUCGAGACGACGUGCGCAAGUUCAUAAAGGGCGAUGAGGGCAUGAAGGGGCCGUGGGCGGAGUGGAACGGCAAGUACCGAGACGACGUGCGCAAGUUCAUCAAGGGCGAUGAGGGGAUGAAAGGGCCCUUUGCCACUCGACUGGCUGGAUCCGCUGACAUGUACCAUGUCAAUCAGCGCAAGCCCUAUCACAGCAUCAACUUUGUCAUCGCUCACGACGGCUUCACACUCAGGGACCUCGUGUCUUACAACGUCAAGCACAACGAGGCGAAUGGGGAGGAGGGCAGAGAUGGCAGCAACGACAACUUCAGCUGGAACUGCGGAGUGGAAGGUGCCACGCAGGACGAGGGGGUCAUUGCAUUGAGAAACCGGCAAAUGAGGAACUUCCACAUCGCGCUGAUGAUCUCCCAGGGCAUGCCCAUGAUGGGGGAUGAGUACGAGCACACGCGCAUGAUCACAUGCUGUGAAUAG